UAAUCAGUUUGUCUUUCAAGUAUGCGGCGAACGAUUUGCUGGGAUUUCGAAAAAAUAGGUCUACCAGAAAUGACAGCAGCAAACACAGACAAAACGUCCGACAAGGAAAACGACCCGGUAACUUCAGCCAAGACCACAACGAAAGCUGGACAGGAUGUGGGCAACUCGUCGCUUAAGUUCCAGUCGUACCUGAAUGGCAAUGGCAAUGGGGUGUACAAGAUCAUCAAGACACUGGGCAAGGGUAACUUCGCCAAGGUCAAGCUGGCUAUCCAUUUGCCCACCGGUCGGGAAGUGGCCAUCAAGGUUAUUGACAAGACGCCCCUGAAUUCCAGUGCCCGUGAGAAGCUGUACCGCGAGGUGAAGAUCAUGAAGCUGCUGAACCACCCGAACAUCGUACGCCUCUUCCAGGUGAUCGAGUCUGAGAGGUCACUCUACCUGGUCAUGGAGUACGCCAGCGGUGGAGAGCUUUUCGAUCAUCUGGUGAAGAACGGAAGGAUGCGGGAGCCGGAUGCCCGGAUGCUCUUCCGCCAGUUGGUGUCCGCCAUCGAGUACUGCCAUCGCAAAUCCGUGGUGCAUCGCGAUCUUAAGGCGGAGAAUUUAUUGUUGGACCAGCACAUGAACAUAAAGAUCGCCGACUUUGGCUUCAGCAACACCUUCGACGCAAAUGCCCCACUGGAGACCUUUUGCGGCAGUCCACCCUAUGCCGCCCCUGAACUCUUUAUGGGUAGGAAAUACUCUGGACCGGAGGUUGACUCCUGGUCACUGGGAGUGGUGCUCUAUACCUUGGUUAUUGGAAUCCUGCCCUUUGAUGGAGGAAACCUAAAGGAGUUGCGGGAGAAUGUGAUCCGAGGCAAAUACCAAGUGCCCUACUGCAUCUCCAUAGAAUGCGAGCAUCUGAUUAGGAAGUUUCUGGUUCUGAAUCCCGCCAAGCGUACUACCCUAUUGGCAGCCAUGACGGACAAGUGGAUUAAUCAGGGUCACGAGGGCGACAGAUUGAGGCCGUUUCAGGAGAAACCCAUGGAUCUGGAGGAUUUCUAUCGAUUGGAGGUGCUGAUGAACAUGGGUCACAAGCCUAUUGAGUUGGAUAAGUCACUGAAGGGGCAGCAGUUCGAUAACAUCUAUUGCACCUAUAUGCUAUUGGAUGAGGCUAAACAGCAUUCACCGAAACCCAACGUGAAGUCGGUGUCUUAGCGGGAUGUGCCUACGACUCACCCAGUAAGCAGUCGGAUUCCUAUUCCCACUAAGUCCCCCGAUGUCACCAUUGCCCAAGUAACCCUCGCAUUGGAAAAUAAUCAUCUUAGCCAAUCUGCAUCCGCUUCCAGUCGACCAAUGGCUCCUCGUUUGGCGAAUGCUAUCAUCAAGCCCUAUUUGACGACGCCUUCGGAUCCUCCAAAAUUAAUUCGCCGCACAGCCCGCAGGGCCCCCUAUCCCUUGGGUGACAUACCCAGGCGAUCCGAGCCAGCAAGCUACCCACAAACUCUAUUGCCCAAGAAACCAGCAAGUGCCUCCGUGGAUGUCAAGCCAACUCUACUGAGUGCCCAGCGAAAGUUACAAACCCAAAAGAUGGCCAGCACCCCAGCCCGCUUUCAGCAUCCCGGUUCCCAGGGAUCCACUAGGCCAUCCACUUUUCUUCCCGGAAAGUCAGAGCCGGCAGCCCCGUCCUUCAAAAAACUCAAGACACCCACCAAUCUCAAGACCCCAACAUCCAUCUCCCCCGAUACCAUCAAGCGCCCCUCGCGGGUGGGCUUCUUUUCGAAGUUGUCCGCCCGCUUCGGUCGAAGGACGAUCCACGAGGACGAGAAGGACAUCGCCGAGCAGCGCAAGAAUCUUUAUAACCGCAAGUGAUACAGCAGACCCUGCCCAAAACGGACGAUCGACCUUGUGUCUAGUUGGUAUUUUUAAUGAAAACGACUAAAAUUUAGUAUUACAAAUAAAUGUUGAUUUAAUGGA
Drosophila suzukii is the source of this 1950-nucleotide messenger RNA. The record is from RefSeq and is a predicted model, not a curated record. Lineage: Eukaryota; Metazoa; Arthropoda; Insecta; Diptera; Drosophilidae.